UGUAGGGAUCAGGGUUAACAAACCCUCAGCGGUUCACUGCUAAGAGGCUGCGGGCUGUCUGCGCCCGCCGGCCGUGAGCUAGACUAGACAUCUCUAUGGUCAAAUAAACAUAGAGCGGUUCCUCUCUGCCCCACGGGGUGGAGCUGCGCAUGAGCGGUAGCCGCAGCAGCGGAAAGAUGGCGGAGGAAGAGCAAAGAAAAAAGAUCCCUUUGGUUCCAGAAAAUCUCCUGAAAAAGAGGAAGGCUUAUCAGGCCCUCAAAGCCACCCAGGCAAAGCAGGCGCUUCUGGAAAAGAGGAAGCAGAAGAAGGGGAAAGAGCUCAAAUUUAAGCGACUGGAAUGGUUCCUGCAUGAUUCCUGGCGGCAAAAACGUGACAGGGUGCGCCUCAGGCGACUAGAAGUGAAACCUCAUGCCUUGGAAGUGCCAGAUGAACAUUCCUUAGCGUUUGUUGUACGCAUCCAGAGGAUUAAUGGGGUGAGUUUACUGGUGCAGAGUACCAUUGCAAAGCUUCGCCUGAAGAAGAUUUUCAGUGGUGUCUUUGUCAGAGUGACCCCUCACACCAUGAAGAUGCUGCGCACAGUGGAACCUUACGUGACCUGGGGAUUUCCAAAUCUGAAGUCUGUCCGGGAACUCAUCUUGAAACGUGGACAAGCCAGGGUCAAGAAUAAAACCAUCCCUCUGACGGACAACACAGUGAUUGAGGAGCACCUGGGGAAGUUUGGUGUCAUUUGCUUGGAAGACCUCAUUCAUGAAAUUGCCUUCCCGGGGAAGCAUUUCCAGAUGAUCUCAGGGUUCUUGCGCCCUUUCCAGCUCUCAGUGGCCCGUCACGCUACCAAGAAUAGAGUGGGCUUCCUCAAGGAGGUGGGCUCCCCUGGCUACCGAGGUGAACGCAUCAAUCAGCUCAUCCGGCAGCUGAACUAAACCCAGAAUAUCUGAAAGCACAAUGCGUUGGAAGCAUGUGUUUUUGUUUCUUGGAAUUGUUAGCCAGUAUCUUCAAAGAAGAUUAUUUCCUGCUAUAUCUUCAGCAGCUGGAGAGGAAGGGUCAGGGAGAGGAUGGCGAUGGUCCUGGCAGGCGCUUCUCCUCAGAGUCCGGUUCCAAGGAAAAGUUCCUGUGUGUUUCCAGUUGGCCGCCACUGGCACCUCUGAAAUCAGCAAACGACUCAUGCCGUGGAGGAGGGAGUCCUGCUUUGUCAAAUCUUCUUUCCGGGGGCUUAAUGUUGGUGAAUGAAUACCAGACAGCAGUGGACCAAGCCCAGGGUCAUAUUGAACUUGGGGCUUCCUAGGGCCUUGUUUUGGAAAGAACUUGAAAUACAGUUCGAAGAGCACAAAAACA
Equus quagga is the source of this 1332-nucleotide messenger RNA. It is a transcript of the gene RPL7L1, whose product is annotated as ribosomal protein L7 like 1. Gene Ontology annotation, cellular component: cytosolic large ribosomal subunit. The transcript is spliced from 7 exons. Gene Ontology annotation, molecular function: structural constituent of ribosome; RNA binding. The coding region runs from base 150 to 920 and encodes 256 amino acids. The record is from RefSeq and is a predicted model, not a curated record. Gene Ontology annotation, biological process: maturation of LSU-rRNA from tricistronic rRNA transcript (SSU-rRNA, 5.8S rRNA, LSU-rRNA). NCBI's taxonomy places the organism in Eukaryota, Metazoa, Chordata, Mammalia, Perissodactyla, Equidae.